Colletotrichum godetiae is the source of this 2347-nucleotide messenger RNA. Its product is annotated as heterokaryon incompatibility protein-domain-containing protein. The transcript has 2 exons. NCBI's taxonomy places the organism in Eukaryota, Fungi, Ascomycota, Sordariomycetes, Glomerellales, Glomerellaceae. Bases 30 to 2144 code for a protein of 704 amino acids. The record is from RefSeq and is a predicted model, not a curated record.
CCCAAAAUUACUUGACAAACCCCACCGCGAUGGGGACUCAAUCUCACGGUAACCCGUGGUCUCAUAUAUGUGAGCAUUGUUUGAGUAUCUUCUCUGAAGCCAGAGAUGUCUCUCCAUACGGUCUGUGGUCUCCCAAACAACAAGAUGGCUACAGGCUUCCGCACACGAAAGGGAACCUAGAAAACGGAAAGCGCGAUGGUUGUCGCCUCUGUUGUCUCAUAUGGUUUCGACGCUUGAAGUUUGGAGAGAAGAGCGAGAUUCCAUGGCCAGAUUGGUAUGAAUUGAAGCCGGACGACGAUCUCGAGCUUCGAUACGGGUUUGCCAGCGGAACUUCUGGUUAUAAGAUUCACAUGGGAAUUUGGAGAUGGGCCGAGGGUAACGAUAAUAAGGUGUACAGCUUUUUCUGUAACAUCGAAGAAACAACGGACGAAUUCGUAGCUUCGAUCCCAAAAGAAAAGUCACUGUUGGCUUGCAACACCAACACUGGCUCGGACCAAGCUUUCAGUCUCGCUCAAAAGUUUCUCUCGGAUUGCUUGGCAUCGCACGAUUGCUCAAUGCCAAAUAACAACGGAUGGGCCCCUACACGUCUAAUCGAUCUAGGACAGUCACCCUCCGACGUGGCCAAGGUUGUCACGUCGGCGUCCCUACCGCGCCCAGUCCGUUGGAUGACGCUGAGUCACUGCUGGGGUUUCAAGCCACCGUGCGUUCUCCUAGACAGCAACAUCACGCAAUAUAUGAGAGAGAUACCUCACUCAGAGCUCUCACGAACCUUUUCUGACGCCUUCAUCAUCGCGAAGAAACUCGGCGUUCGAUAUCUGUGGAUAGAUUCCAUUUGUAUUAUCCAGCGAAGCGAAGAGGACUGGCGACGAGAAGCUCCUACCAUGGGCAAGGUGUACAGCCUGUCACAUUGCACCAUAUCUGCAAGCCAUGCGACGGACGGAUCCGGCGGCUGCUUCUCGGACAGAGACCCCUGGACCGUCUUGCCUUGUGUUAUACCGUCACCAUUCUCGACGGACCCCAAGGCGCCACCGUUUCUCCUCCACGGGGAAGACCUGCAAGAGAGAUGGAAAACGGAUAUUUCACAAGCGCCCUUGCAUAAACGAGCUUGGGUCUUUCAGGAGCGGCUGCUUUCUCCCAGGACGCUCUACUUCGGUCAGCAGCAAAUCCUAUGGGGCUGUGGCCAGCACGAGCUCUGUGAAUCGUUUCCCGGAGGUGUGCCGUCGCAGCCCGCUUCGAUUUGGUGGCAGUUCAUAGGCGACCGGAGAAGCUUCCGGAAUAUGCUGCUCGCGAGCGCCGGUACCAAGCCCUUCGAGCGGCUAUGGUCAGAAACGGUGAAAGAAUACUCAAAGACACAGCUCACGUUCCCCAGCGACAGGCAGGUGGCGUUUUCAGGUCUUCCCGGUCAGUUGAAGGAAGAGCGUGGUACCCAGCAAGCAUAUGGUGUUUGGAUUGAUGAGAGUUUGCCCUGGUCUCUGCUUUGGGGUACUGAAAAAAAGGUUCAGGCGCGGCCGACCAAUUAUCUAGCGCCCUCAUGGUCAUGGAUGACACUGAAUACAUCAGUAACAUUCGGAAACUGGUAUCCGCAUGGGACGGGGCUGGUGAAGGCUGUUGGUCUCACUACGUCUGGCUUUGGCGGCACGAAUAGGAUCGGAAAGGCAGAGAACGACGGGCUGGUUCUAGAGGGUGUCCUCAAGAUGGCAUUCUAUAGAAAAGAUGUUGCUAGCGAGGGCAACAUAAGCCACAUGAUCUCGCAACUGAACGGCAGAGAGGAAGAGUCGUUCCAGCUCCCGUUGUCCAACAGUGCAGAGGAUUGGCAAGCGCUAGGUUCCAUACUCCGGCCGAUAUCUUCCGAUUUAGAGACGGAGUGGACGCAAAUGUACGCUUGGGACUCACCUGAAGAGACGCCGAGAGGAGAUAUUGUCAUCUGUCUGCCGUUGGUCAACCAUACAGAUCGUGUUUUGAGGUUCGAGGGACUGUUCCUCGAGCCUGUGCCGCAUCCGCCGAACACCAAUACGAUUCUAUCUACAAACGAAUCGGAGGGUGAUGGAUUACUGCAUAAGUUCAGGCGCAUUGGAAAUUACCAUCUCAUGCACCGUGCCAACUGGGUGGCAUCAACCGAGAAGUUGCGAUUCAUGCUCAUUUGAUCAAUCGAACGAACAUGGUCUUGGACGGUUUCUGAUACGGAAAAGUCCGAAAGACCAAAUGGCAAAAGAGUUCACACUCCCGGUGCUGAACUAGGGGCUACAUCUCUUGAUACUCAUGCUAGGAUUCGAACUCGGGAACUCUCGCUAAGCCUGUCGUCGAGUUGGCUGGUCGGCGUAUAAUUUGAUUGUUGACCUUAGACCAC